AUGCUAUAUGAUUAUUCAUCGCACUCAAAUCUUACUGGCCAAUUAAAAAGAUCUUCCAGUGAGCAAUACUACUAUAUCUCACAUGCUUCCAAAACAAAAACAGAAAUAAAAAUGUUAAGUCGUAGCAUCUCUUUUCUAAGCUCAAUAAAUCCAAUAAAUAUGUCAGCUACUUCAGAAUCUGAGUUGAUCGAAUUAAUGAAUUCUAUAGUCACAUUCGAUCAUAUUGAAAAUAGUUACGUGAAUCUAGAAGACAUUGAACUUGAUGAUUCUUUAGAUAAUACAAGAGAAAGUGCAAGUAAUAUGGAUAUAAUUGAAAAGAAUGCAGUUAAACCAUCUAUGCCAGAACUAUCAGAUACAAAUA
Dentiscutata heterogama is the source of this 361-nucleotide messenger RNA. The record is from the annotation of a GenBank genome assembly. NCBI's taxonomy places the organism in Eukaryota, Fungi, Glomeromycota, Glomeromycetes, Diversisporales, Gigasporaceae.